UUUUCAUCUUGACAGUGCGUUCAACUUUUUUCGGCAGUGCUCCGGUGAAUUUUUAUAAAACAUUUUUCUCCUCAAAUAUAUUAUUAUUUGCAAUGGAAAGUGUCGCUGAACUAGAAAAGAACAUGGAGUCGCUACCGCAAAGCCAGCAAAUGGACAAUCCAGUAAAUGAAAGUGUUGGCAUGCAAAUGGCCCAGAAGUUGAAUGAAUCCUUCGAUGGAUCUCCAUCUGAAAAGAAGGCACGAUUCAAUGAAAAUGCCCAGAACGGUGGAGUGUCGGGUGGCGGUAACAUUGGCAGCGGUGGAGACGAUGGUGCCCCGAACUUUGCCAACAACAAUGGUGGAUUCGGUGGUAUGAAUCGAAAUCGUAACCGCCGCGCCAUUAAAAACCGUCCGUAUUUCCAAGGCCAGAAUAAGGCUGCAAACCAAGAGCCCGUUACCGAUUUGACCAAUUCGGAUGCAGAAAAUUCUCCAGCCAACCAGAAUCAGAAUGGAAAUCAAGGACCAGAUCAAGGUGGCCGUGAUAAUCAAGUCGAACAGCAACAAGGAGAGGGUCAAGGCGGCGGCCAGGGAUUCCGAGGUCGCCGUGGCGGUGGAGGACCAGGAGGACAUCGUGGCGGUCAACGAUCGGGCGGUCCCUUUGGUGCGGCCAUGGGUGGCGGUCCUGCUGGUGGACGCGGUUUCGAAGAUUUCCUAAUUGCCCAGAAAUUGCGCAGCAUUGGUGAAACCACCUUGGAGCUGCCAACCAUCGAAAUGCCGGCUGAGACAAAGUUCUCUGGCCGCAAUCGUCUUUAUGUGGGCAAUCUACCUUCAGACGUUACCAACGAUGAGCUGCGCGAGAUGUUCAAGCCGUACGGUGAGAUUGACGAGAUCUCGAAUCUGGACAGGAACUAUGCAUUCCUGAAGGUGGAUUACCAUGCGAAUGCCGAGAAGGCCAUGCGCGCUCUCGAUGGCUCGUUGCGAAAGGGUCGUCAGCUGCGUGUCCGUUUCGCCCCCAAUGCGACCAUAUUGCGUGUGAGUAAUCUCACCCAGUACGUAACAAACGAGCUGCUGUACAAGUCCUUUGAGGUCUUCGGCUCCAUCGAGCGGGCCAUCAUCAUCUUGGACGAUCGUGGCCGCCACACCGGCGAGGGCAUCGUUGAGUUCACCAAGAAGUCGUCCGCUUUCGCCUGCCUGCGAGUGUGCCAUGAGAAGUGCUUCUUCCUGACGGCUUCACUUCGUCCAUGCCUGGUCGAGCCAAUGGAGGUGAACGACGACAAUGUCGGGUUGCCCGAGAAGACGAUGAACACGAAGAUGCCGGAGUUUCUCCAGGAGCGUUCAGUUGCUCCUCGCUUUGCUGAUCGCAAGUCGUUCGAGCACGAGUACGGAUCGCAGUGGAAGCAACUGCAUGCUAUGUUCAAGAUAAAGCAGGAGGCACUGAAGAAGGAGUUUCAACUGGAGGAGGAGAAGCUGGAGGCUCAGAUGGAGUAUGCACGCUAUGAGCACGAAACGGAACUGUUGCGUCAAGUGUUGCGGGAUCGCGAAAUUCACAACGAGCGCAACAAGCUGCUAUGGGAGAUGCGCCAGAAGCAGGUUGAGGAUAUGCGCAUGCGCACCGAGGACAACAUCCGUCGCCAUCAAGGCGAGAUGGAGAACCAAAUGGUCCGUCACGGUCAGGAGAAGGAUAUGCGCCUUCGGCAGCAGGUCUUCGGCGGCGUUGGAAACAACUCAAGCUUUGACAACUUUGCUGGAGUCUUCAAUUCACCAUUCGAUGUGUUCGGAGGCAAUACCAACAAUAAUUCUACCAUUGUUGAAAAUUCCGCUUUGGGCGGUGGACCCAAUCCACUGAACUCCUUCGUUUCUGAAUUUGGGGUUAACAAUAUGAACCAAGGAGGAAAUCAACGCGGAAAUAAUGUCGGAGAACCUCAUGCCCUAUGGGGACGUCGCGACGUUGAUUUUAUACACACUCUGGAGACCAUAAAUGUGCAAAACAUUUAAGGAUGACAAACAAAUGCAUAACGUAUUCUACUCACAGGCAACGAUUGCGAAUGAUUCAAACGAAUUAUUACCACAAGAAAAACAGAGAGGACCACGUAUCGUAUCGUAAAAUCCUAUGCAAUGCUGCAAAUACAGAAAACCAAUAAUUAUACAAUGAAUUUAUCAACAAUCAUCUCAACAAUCAAGCAAUCCCUCUCAAGAAAAAAAAGGACACAUAAAAAUGCAAUGAAUGCCGAGAACAAAACUUAACAAACAAUUCUUCCCAUCAUGAAAAACAAGAAACAACAUUUACAUUUAAUUAAUUAUAUCGAUACUUUCUUAAAUAAAUGGUUGAGUUUAUCUUGCUUCAAUAAUA
Molecule: messenger RNA, 2328 nt
Organism: Drosophila serrata
Lineage: Eukaryota; Metazoa; Arthropoda; Insecta; Diptera; Drosophilidae
Product: protein no-on-transient A pseudogene
Source: RefSeq, a predicted model, not a curated record